This is a messenger RNA of Meriones unguiculatus (Mongolian gerbil), 6346 nucleotides long. It is a transcript of the gene Fam135a, whose product is annotated as family with sequence similarity 135 member A. The transcript has 23 exons. NCBI's taxonomy places the organism in Eukaryota, Metazoa, Chordata, Mammalia, Rodentia, Muridae. The record is from RefSeq and is a predicted model, not a curated record. The coding region runs from base 501 to 5129 and encodes 1542 amino acids.
GGGCCGCGGGCCGGGACCUGUUGAACGCAGGUAGCGCUCCCUAGCCGCGCUCCCUCGGGACCGGGGCGACUGCGCAUGCUCGCCGGCGGCGCUGGGCCGGGAGCCGAGCGCCCGUGACGAACCGACAGCCGGCUUGUGGUGGUUGCGGUUGCGGCGAUGGCGAUGUGAGUGGGCCCGGGGCGGGAUGGUGCUGACCCGGGGGAGGACGCCUUCCAGCCGGACGCGGGGCUCCUCCUCCGCCGCACGGGCGCGAGCCGAGGCCGCGAGGCCGGAGAGGGUUGAAGACCAGCUGGAAUAUGUAUUUCAUUCUGGAAUCUCCCACAAACAACCUACAAACAAUAUGUUCUUCCUAAUGUUAUCUAUGCCAGGGGGAACAAUAUAUUUUUAACAACAAGAACCAGUAACUGGAAAUACAAGAUUGGUUAUUUAAUAAUAUAAAAUGAAGAUUUGAUCAGCAGAGGGUGCUAUUACCAGAAUUGUCCUCUGGGUAUAAAUUAAAAAUGACUGAAGUUCAAGCAAUGGUAGAAUUCUCCGUGGAGCUAAACAAGUUCUACAAUGUGGAUUUAUUCCAAAGAGGUUUCUACCAAAUACGUGCAUCAAUGAAAAUCCCACCAAGAAUUCCCCACAGAGUAGAAGCCAGUUUGUUACAUGCUACAGGUAUGACAUUAGCCUUUCCAGCUUCAGUUCAUGAUGCUCUGGUUUGUAGUAAAACUUUUCAGAUCCUAUAUAAAAAUGAAGAAGUUGUUUUAAAUGAUGUCAUGAUCUUCAAAGUUAAAAUGUUGUUGGAUGAAAGAAAGAUAGAAGAAACCCUUGAAGAAAUAAAUUUUUUGUUAUCCUUGGAUCUGCAUUUCACAGAUGGAGACUAUUCGGCAGAUGAUUUGAACGCCUUACAGCUAAUAAGCAGUCGAACACUGAAGCUGCAUUACAGCCUCUAUAGAGGACUUCAUCAUCACGUGAAUGUGAUGUUUGAUUAUUUCCAUCUUGCUGUUGUAUCCGUCACAGUCCAUGGGUCAUUGGUUGCACUACACCAGCCACUAAUAAGCUUUCCUCGCCCUGUGAAGACUACUUGGUUAAAUAGAAAUGCACCAGCACAAAGCAAAGACUCGGCGAUUCCUACUCUGGAAAGUGUAGUCUUUGGUAUUAACUACACAAAACAGUUAUCACCAGAUGGUUGUAACUUCCUCAUUGCAGAGCCCUUCCUACAUCAUGCCUAUCAUUUUCAUUAUACGCUUUGUGCUACUUUGCUGCUGGCCUUCAAGGGAUUGCACAGCUACUUCAUUACGGUAACAGAAGAGAUUCCCUCUUGUCAGAAACUAGAACUGGCCAAGGCCAGCAUGCAGGUCCUAUAUGAGCGCCUCCUCAGAAGAACACAGCCAGGAACCCAGAGCGACACACAUCUAGAGGAAAUGGAUGUAGAAACUCGUCUUACUGAACUGUGUGAAGAAGUUAAGAAAGUAGAGAACCCUGAUGAACUGGCAGAGCUGAUCAACAUGAACCUUGCACAGCUUUGCUCACUUCUCAUGGCUUUAUGGGGCCAGUUUCUGGAAGUUAUAACCCUGCAUGAAGAAUUAAGAGCACUGUUAGCACAGGAACACCACACCUUGAGGGUUCGCAGAUUUUCGGAGGCAUUCUUUUGUUUUGAACAUCCAAGAGAAGCUGCCAUUGCUUAUCAAGAACUUCAUGCUCAGAGUCAUCUACAGAUGUGCACCGCUAUCAAAAAUACUUCCUUCUGCAGUUCUCUUCCACCCCUACCUAUUGAAUGUAGUGAAUUAGAUGGAGAUCUCAAUUCAUUACCUAUAAUCUUUGAAGAUAGGUAUUUAGAUUCAGUUAUUGAAGACUUAGAAGCGCCCUGGAUGGGAAUUCAGAGUCUUCAGCUAUCAGAGGCCAGUAGAAUGGAUAAACAUGAGACUGAAGAAAGCUCUGUAGCAGGACUUUCUAGCCCAGAGUUGAAAGUCAGACCUGCUGUUGCCUCCAGUAUUUGCUAUACAGAAGGUGAAAAGCAGCUAACAAAACCUCUAAAAGGAAAAAAUGAAGAAUCAAAUAAAUCCAAGGUUAAGGUCACUAAGCUCAUGAAAACAAUGAAACCAGAGAACACGAAAAAGUUAAUAAAACAGAACUCUAAAGAUUCUGUCGUUCUAGUAAGCUACAAAUGUUUGAAAAAUACAGCAUCAAGUGAUCUCACUAAAUGCUUUGAAGGCAAUCCUUCACAUAGUCAGAAGGAAGGUCUGGAUCCCACACUAUGUGGACAUAAUUUUGACCUAAAAGCCUACAUCAGACAGACAAGUCAAAAGGAAGCUAGCUCUUUGCCAGCUAAUACAGACAGAACUGAAUACAAGUCUCCAGAUACUGAAAAUAUGCAACCAGACCAGUUCGAUCUCUUGAACUCUGGCAGCCUAAAUCUUUGUGCCAAUUUAUCCAUUUCAGGUAAACGUGCUCUCUCCCAAGACGAUAGUGACAUCUCACAUACGGAGCAUAGUCUGGCGUCUAGACACUCACCAGAUGAUUGCCAUGACUGUCAGACAACCCCAUCUUUGGGAGCUAGAACACUGGAAGUCAAGGCCAACAGUAAAGAGUCUGUCAGUGGAGAGGAAACAACAGUUAAAGUAGGACCUUGGACAGAGCUUCGCAGAGAUGAACUAUUUGUGGAUAAUUUACUACCCAUUUUUGAGUCCUUAGAAUCGAAUGAUAAAUCCAAGACUACGGAAAUAACCCUUGAAAGGGAUGCAGUGCAGGAAACAACGGGUCAUUCUAUGGAAGAAUCAUUAACUAAAUUAAGAAGUAGUCUGCCUGUUCCUUCUACAAAAGAAUAUCAUGUUGUAGUAAGUGGUGACACAAUUAAAUUACCAGAUACUAAUGCCACAUAUGCCUCCUCUAGAUUUUCAGACUCAGGUGUUGAGAGUGAACCAAGUUCUUUUGCAACACAUCCAAAUCCAGAACUGGCCUUUGAAACUCCCCAAGGGCCAGGUCCUUGCAACAGCGAGCGAUUGUUUACUCCGCUCUUGGUGAAGCCUGAUCACAAUGUAAAAUUUUCUCUAGGAAGUCAUUGCACUGAGAGCACAAGUGCUUUAAGUGAAAUACAGUCGUCUCUGACGUCAAUAAAUUCCCUGCCUUCUGAUGAUGACCUGUCAGCUGACGACAGCUGUAGGAAAUGUGCUGUGCCUGAAUGUCAUCCAAGUGACAGGAAGACGGCGUUACAUCUAGGAGCAGUGGAUCUGCCAACGUGUGAUGAUAGUAAAAAGUCAAGCAUUGUUUUACAACAGCAGUGUGUUGUAUUUUCGGGGCAUUUGGACAAUGAGAGUUUAGCCAUGCAUUCCUUAAGUUCAAACAGUAAAGACCCUUUACAGCUUGUUUCCUCAGGCGAAGAUACUUCCAGUGAUAUUAAAAGUAAUUGGGGCUCCAAACCUAAUUUGGACUUGGAUGCUGUCUUUAAAGGUUCUCCGAGUCAUGACACGUGUAAUAACAACUCAGCAGAAACAGUGACAACGCCAAGCUCAACACUGAUUUGCUUGGGUACUCCUUGUGUUGUUUCAGGUUCUAUUUCUACUGACGCAGAGCUUAGUAGAGAUAGAACUGUAGAAAGAAAAAUUAGUGAGCCGUUAAAUAACAAGCAAGUGUAUUCAGAAGCCCGUGUCAUUGAAAGUGACCCACUGAGUACAGGCGACUCUCUUUCCAGCAGUACUGAUGUGGUGAAACAGGGGCUUGUGGAAAAUUAUUUUGGAUCUCAGAGCAAUAUGGAUGUUUCUGACACGUGUGCUAACCCCUACCGCAGCUCAGUGAGCUCUCAGAAGGAAACCUGUGAGAAGGGAAUUAGUGAUCUUCAGCAGGAACAGAGCAAAGACGACGAGGAGGAGGACCAACAGAUGGUUCAAAAUGGGUAUUAUGAAGAAGCAGAUUUUCCAGCUACAGAUGGAGCAGUAAGUGUUCACUACAUAAGUGGAGAUGCACUAGGGGAAGAAAGACAUGAACCAUCCAAAAAAGUAAACAGUGACUAUCUGAGGGCUGGCGUAACGGUUCCUACUGUUUGUACUUCUGGUUGUUUGUCCUUCCCAUCUGCUCCCCGAGAUUCUCCUUGUGGUGUUAAAUAUUCUUCUAGAAGUAAAUUUGAUGCCAUUACAAAGCAGCCAAGCAGUAUUUCUUACAACUUCACUUCUUCAACAUCCUGGUAUGAAAAUUCACCAAAACCUCAAAUACAUGCCUUCCUUCAGGCAAAAGAAGAAUUGAAGCAACUUAAGCUGCCUGGGUUCAUGUACAGUGAGGUUCCUCUGCUGGCAUCCUCCACACCGUACUUCAGCAUGGAAGAAGAGGAUAGUUCUGAGGACGGCGUGCAUCUCAUUGUCUGUGUCCAUGGUCUAGACGGAAACAGUGCAGAUCUGCGACUAGUAAAAACAUACAUUGAACUUGGACUGCCUGGGGGAAGAGUUGAUUUUCUUAUGUCUGAGAGAAACCAGAAUGAUACUUUUGCUGAUUUUGACUGCAUGACUGAUCGCCUUUUGGAUGAGAUCAUACAGUAUAUUCAGAUAUAUAGUUUAACAGUCUCAAAAAUAAGCUUUAUUGGACAUUCAUUGGGCAAUUUAAUAAUCCGUUCAGUGCUUACAAGGCCAAGGUUUAAAUAUUACCUCAGCAAACUACAUACCUUUCUCUCUCUCUCUGGACCUCACCUUGGUACACUCUACAACAGCAGUGCUCUCGUCAAUACAGGUCUCUGGUUUAUGCAGAAAUGGAAAAAAUCAGGCUCUCUUUUACAACUGACGUGUCGGGAUCAUUCAGACCCUCGCCAAACAUUUUUAUAUAAGCUUAGUAAUAAAGCAGGGCUUCAUUAUUUCAAGAAUGUUGUGCUGGUAGGGUCUCUGCAGGAUCGCUAUGUCCCUUAUCAUUCUGCCCGCAUCGAAAUGUGUAAAACAGCUUUAAAGGACAAGCAGUCAGGACAGAUCUACUCAGAAAUGAUCCACAACUUGCUUCGCCCAGUUCUGCAAAGCAAAGGCUGUAACUUGGUUCGCUACAACGUCAUUAAUGCGUUGCCCAACACGGCUGACUCACUCAUCGGGAGAGCUGCACACAUAGCUGUUCUGGAUUCAGAAAUAUUUUUAGAAAAGUUUUUCCUGGUUGCUGCCCUCAAAUAUUUCCAGUAGGACAGAAGCAUCGUUAGAGACUUACCAAUUACCUCAUUCAGCGAUGAUUUAAAUAAUGUAUCAUAGUUGUGUAGAUGCUAAGUUCUAUGACAUAUUUAUAUCUUUUUAUAUGGAAGAUAAUUUAUAUCAUCCAUGUGUAGAGCCUUUUAAACAUCAACUUUACUUUCUAGGUAAUGUGGCUGUGCAAUAUUUUUUUUAAUUUUAUCUUUUUACUUUUCUAUUUUUCAUAUAUUUUGCUACCUAAGUAUUUCAGCAAAAGUUUGUGCCCAUCUGUAUGUCUGGUCAUUUAUUCUUGGCUUCCACAAUCCUUGUUCACACUACAUCACAUUAAAAGCUGUUAUUGAUAGAUAGUGUAGUAUUUUAAAUUUUCUAAUUUGGGGCUUUUAGUGGACAAUAAAUUUUACUUUUAACACUUUAUUCUGUUUUAACUGGAAGCAAAAUAAUGGCUGCUAAAAUGUAUUUUUGAAAUCAAAUUCUUUAAUCCUAAAAUAUUAACUUUACAUUUGAUCAAACCAGGUAGUUCAUACAUGCCAAUGUUUUAAAGGUUUUCUAUAAAGUCAUAUUGUUGCUAUCAAACAUGUGUCAUGCUUAUUAAAGUAUAUUUUUAUUGGUAAUUUCAACAUUAUUUCUCAUGUUGACUUUUAUUACUGGAACUUUUCUUGUUCAUUAGAAGCUUAUAAAGAUAUAAAUCAAGGCCCUCUGCCUUGAUUUGAUUGGAAUUUUGUUGAAUUUAGUAAUAUUGUUUGAACUCUCCACCACAGUUCUUUAACCCUUUUCACAGUUUCUUGUAAAUAAUCAUUAAAUGUUGAAUUUAUGAAAUACUUUUAUGAAUUUAGAUAAUUUUUAAAUACUAUUAAAAUUUAUCAAGCUAAAAAGUGUGUAAAUCAAAUAUCAGUUUAAAAUUGAGAGAUGAUUAGCUUUAUGUGUUUGGUGGUACAGUUUCAGGUGUUUUUUGGUAUAUGGAGAUGUUGAGUCUUUUGACUUUACGAAAGGUGCUGAGCAGCAUUAAAUUCACUACUUUCUCCUCAUGCUUUACUUGUGAAGAUGAUAAAGCACUAAGGGUGGGUGGAAGGGUGUGUUUACAUUCACCAGUUGCAGUGGACAGAGGUUUUCGUUACAUUGUAUUAUGUACAAUUGGUGCAUGUUUGUUUUUAGUGUCCUGUUUAUUGCCUCUGAUGUUAAUAAAUGAGCAGAUGCCUUUCUGGAGGAAUAGCUAA